ACCAUAACCACGAAAUGACACCUCUUAGUGACAGCAAAUGUCCCCUCUGUUCUAAACUUUCCUUCAUCCUUUUCGAGCUGUGUGAUCGCUGACAGUCACUAUUUUUGUUACAGCCACCUUGGUUACAGCCUUGUUUCUGGUUGAAGAUGAAAGUCACCAACAUGUUUCAGUUGUUUUAUUUUCUCUUUGUAUUUUUCUAUGUUACGACUCUUGCUCAAAGGCUGCUCCUUCGAGAUAUUGUUGUUGUUGUCAUGAGUCAGCAAGACCCUUAUGAUACAUCUCUAGCUGAAAAUCUACGAGACAACAUAUACAAGCAAGCAGAAACACUCCAAAUGGCUCCACCACCUAUGCAUUUUGCGCAUACUGACUUUGUUCAUCCUGGAGCAUGGACACUUUUACCAAUAUUACCACAAUUGGACUCAAUGUAUGGUAAAAACAGUUCAUACAUUCUAUUUUGUCAAAGCUCUACUUCUGUUGAUGCUGUCAAACUUUUGAAAGUUCUUGGGAAAUAUGCUCCAAAACAGGAGAGAUGGUAUGGUCAUGCAUUAAGAGAUCAAGAUACUACAAUUAUUCAUCACUUUGCUUUUCCCAAGAACCCCAACGCAUUCAAAUACCCCAAUUUAGCGUCAGGAGUUAUUAUGACUAUCGAUUUAAUAAAAAAGUUGUCACAAAGGUUGCAAGUAGGUGAUUAUCCAAAAAAUCCAGACUUUUCGAUCGAUGCUGCUCAUGAGCUUGCUCUUUUUAUAUGGCAGGAGGGGAAAGGUCCAGAGUUAAGGCACUUAGAUUCUAUGUGUGCUAGACCAGGACCUCAUUGUGUCACAAAACCACAUAUUUUUGUUCCUUGUGAGAAACCAGUAAAGUCCAAAGAUAUCUAUUUUGCUGUGAAAACCUGUUCCAAGUUUCAUAAAGAAAGACUACCUGUAGUGAAGGAUACUUGGGGUAAAUACACAUCUCGAAUUAAUUUUUUCAGUGAUGUAGAAGACUCCAGUGUUGGUUCAAUAAGUCUUGGAAUACCAAAUACUGAACGUGGUCAUUGUGGGAAAACACUCGCGAUUUUGAGUUAUGUAUCAAGUCAGCACAUUGUAGAUCCCAGCAUCAAAUGGUUGGUCAUUGCAGACGAUGACACAAUUUUAAGUGUUGGGCGUUUGCGUAAACUGCUGUCCUGCUAUAAUGCGUCUACAAAAGUGGCACUAGGAGAAAGAUACGGAUAUAAUGUGGCUCUGCCAAGGGCGACAGGAGGCUACAAUUACAUCACAGGUGGUGGUGGAAUCAUUCUCAGCAUACCACUUGUGCAGGUUCUUGCCAAGGGAGAAAAUUGUAUCUGUCCAUCAAAUUCAACACCUGAUGACAUGUACUUGGGAAUCUGUCUGGCAAAUUUGGGUGUUCCUAUUAUUCAUUCGCCACAUUUCCAUCAGGCAAGGCCCUCUGAUUAUGCAAAAGGCUAUUUAGAAUCUUACCGGCCAAUUUCCUUUCAUAAACAUUGGAUGGUAGAUCCUAAACAAGUGUACAGAGACUGGUUCGAAUUUGAUGAUGCAUCAUUGUCCACAUUACAUGAAGAGCUUUAAAAUGAAUGUGAAGACUUUUAUGGUUUUUGAGAGUGACUGAGAAUAUUUGCUAUUAUUAUUUUGUGACUGAAUGUUUUUUGGAACUGGUGUUUGAUGAUCAUUCAACCUGUUUUUUGUAGAUCUAUGCCUUUAUUAUAAUUUUAAAAGGCCAAUUUUGUGUAGCAAAUGCAUGAAAUGGGCAAAAAUACUCAUAUCAUUCCUUAGAGUGGGUUUAGUCAUUCUAAGCUUAAUCAAUAUCACGGCAAGACUUAUUUAUGUGCAGCUUAUUUGAACUAGAACUAAGAACUGAUAUUGUUUUUUGUUUUUAACAUCCUAGGUAAAUAGUGCUAGCCACCUAUUUAGUUCUGAGUCUUUCUGAGGGGUAUAGUUGACUUAUGUACCUGUACAAACAUUCCAAUGCUGCAAAAUGAACCCAUCAGCUCAGCUUUUGUUAUUACCCGAGUUACUUGUGGCGAUUUGUGGGCCCUACCCCAUCUCGCAGUUGGCUGUGAAUCACGAUUAAGUGGUAUCUCCUCCUCUUCUUAUAAAUUUAUUGAAUAAUU
Molecule: messenger RNA, 2107 nt
Organism: Thrips palmi
Lineage: Eukaryota; Metazoa; Arthropoda; Insecta; Thysanoptera; Thripidae
Product: beta-1,3-glucosyltransferase
Exons: 10
Coding region: 147-1565 (472 amino acids)
Cellular component (GO): membrane
Molecular function (GO): acetylglucosaminyltransferase activity
Source: RefSeq, a predicted model, not a curated record